Naegleria fowleri is the source of this 1542-nucleotide messenger RNA. RefSeq lists its product as uncharacterized. Bases 1 to 1542 code for a protein of 513 amino acids. Gene Ontology annotation, molecular function: protein binding. The record is from RefSeq and is a predicted model, not a curated record. NCBI's taxonomy places the organism in Eukaryota, Heterolobosea, Eutetramitea, Acrasida, Naegleriidae. The transcript has 3 exons.
AUGUCUUCACCAAGCACUCACAAACUCUACGCAUCGGAAGAUAUUGCUUCUCUCAAUAUUGCACGUAAUAUUGGUUCUGUCAAAGGAUGGCAUGUGACAGGAGAUUAUAUUACCGUUGGUACAUCCAAUGAUGCAAGUGUUUUUGUCUAUGAUAUUGCUCUCUUAGAAAAUCCAAAUAAGGCACUAAUCAGUGUCAUUCGAUCUCCUUUCAAUCAUGUUUCAAUUACAAGUGUAUUCUUUGAUUCUGAAUUGAAAGCAGUAUUUGUUUCCUAUGAUAAUCAUUGUUUGUGUAUCUUUGAUGUCCAUUCAGGUGAAAAGAUUGGUCAACUGAGAGGAGUGAAUUGUAAACAAUUAUUUGUGAUGAAUCAUCAAUUAUUAGUGGCACAUGUGUCAAGUCAUGAUUCUAUUAUGACCACCAACACUACUGCCACCAACACUACUCGGAAUUCAACCUCUCCAAAAAGUUCAACUACUACUACUACUACCAACAGGAGUACUUGUUCCCAUCCACAACAAUCUCUGAUUCAAAUAUGGUCCAUUUCAACAUCAACAACUCGACCACCUUUUACCCAACAACAACACUCACGUACCAUGAAUCUUACUUUGAAAUAUUCCAGUUGUUUGAAAUAUUCCAUUGAAAUUUCUCAUCUCUCACCUCAUACCAUCUAUUUGGAUGGAAAUGUCAAGAAAGAAAUGCCAGUCAUUGUUGCUGGAUUUAGUAAGAGUAGUGGUGGUAGUGAUAGGAAUGAUCAUAGUAAGAGUAGUGGUGGUAUUUUAGUCUUGUAUGAUUUAUUGGAUGAAUCUGACAAGAACAACGACAAGUAUGUGAAAAGUUUGGUCUUUGAAACAACACCAACAACAAAUACGACCAACACAACAACACUCAUCCAUUCAUUAUCUCAUCAUUCAUCUCAAAAUAAUAAGGGUGUCUAUUGUUUUAGUAUUGAUCAAGAUGGAGAUUCUCUCGAUGACAUUUGCAUGUGUGGAUUGUAUGAUGGUACUCUGAUGGCAUUUAAUGUAACACAAAUGAAUCCCGAAGAAUCAAGAAUGAAUUUGGUAUUCAUAAUGGAUGGAGAAGGUCAUACUAGUAGUAGUAAUAGUAAUAGUAAUAAUAACAACGAAUCACCACCACCACCACCUUCACAAUCACCUCCAUUCCAUAAUAGUAUUGAAUGUAUUGCAUUCGAUGGUACUCUCAAGAGAGUAGUGAGUGGAGGAUGUGAAGGAACUAUCUGUGUGUGGUCUUUUAAAAUUGAGAAGAAAACUAACUUCACUCAUUCCACUCUUUCAUUCACUUUGAUCAAAUCUCAUUUGAAUAUUCAUGAUGGAUUUGUGACAUGUAUGACUCAAUGCGAAGAUAAGGUUGCAACAGGAUCACAAGAUGGUACGAUUAAGGUAUUUGAUAAGAUGGAUGGUUCUCUGAUUUAUAAUUUAGAUCAAAAACAUGUCUCAUGUGUGACUCAUUUGGAUUUUAUUGAAUCACAUUUAUUAUUAAGUUCAAGUGAAGAUGGUACCAUCAAAUUACAUGUAUUAACAAAAUGA